AUGAUUUCAAUGAAUGUUAAUGAAAUUAGAGCCAGCUUCACAGCGAUCAAAGCAACCAUUCAAGCCAAAGACGCCGUCCGAACCAUAAGCAUUUUGUCAUACCCAUACUCUCUGCACAAUUUCAAUCUCCCACAAGUGAAGGAGCCUCAGGCUAGAUCAGCCUUUGGGAUGGGAGGCUACUCAGAGGUGCUGCAGGAAGGUGUUGGUGCUGAUAAUAUAUCUGCAGAUAGAUGUUGCAUCAUCCAUCACCUUUUAAGAUUCUACGUGGACAAGGUCUUCAAACACUGUGAGACUGAGGAUUCUCAUGUCAACCGGAAAAUCAGCAGCAUAGCCAAUUCUUUCCUCUUCAUCAAGAAGAAAUUCAGACAAUGUAAUGAACAAAAUGUGUGCAAUUGUGGAGAGGAAGCAACAGAGAAAUAUAAACAGAUUCUCAGCAAUUACGGACAGCUGAACACGGCUUCUGCAGCAAUGAAAUCCCUUGGGGAGCUGGAUAUCCUACUAGACUGGAUGGAAAAGGCUCAUUAG
This is a messenger RNA of Terrapene triunguis (Three-toed box turtle), 525 nucleotides long. RefSeq names its product interleukin-20-like. The transcript has 6 exons. Lineage: Eukaryota; Metazoa; Chordata; Testudines; Emydidae. The record is from RefSeq and is a predicted model, not a curated record. The coding region runs from base 1 to 525 and encodes 174 amino acids.